Molecule: messenger RNA, 3128 nt
Organism: Labrus bergylta (ballan wrasse)
Lineage: Eukaryota; Metazoa; Chordata; Actinopteri; Labriformes; Labridae
Gene: vmn2r1
Product: vomeronasal 2, receptor 1
Biological process (GO): G protein-coupled receptor signaling pathway
Cellular component (GO): plasma membrane
Molecular function (GO): olfactory receptor activity; G protein-coupled receptor activity
Source: RefSeq, a predicted model, not a curated record
AUGCAGCACAUCUCCCUUGAGAGCAGAUCUGUUUCAGCAGAGGCCACAUGCAAGCUGAAGGCAAAGUUCAACCUGAGCGGCUACAAGAAUGUGGAAAAGAAGAAGGUUGUUAUUGGGGGCAUGUUUCCUGUACACAAGCGUAUUGCAUCCAGUGAUGGCAACACUUCAAGGGUGCCUGUCUCCUCAGGGUGUGAGGGGUUUAACUUCCGCACCUUCCGUUGGACCCAGACCAUGCUGUUUGCCAUUAAUGAAAUUAACAAGAGGAACGACAUACUGCCCAACACAGACCUCGGCUACGUCAUCUAUGACUCCUGCUUCACCAUCUCCAAGGCAGUGGAGGGCACCCUCACUUACCUGUCAGGCCAAGAUGAGGCUGUACCCAACUACCGCUGCGGGACUGGGGCACCUCUCGCUGCUCUGGUGGGCGCCGGGGGCUCUGAUCUUUCCAUUGCCACUGCUAGAAUACUUGGACUCUAUCACUUCCCUCAGGUCAGCUAUUCUUCAUCUUGCUCCGCCCUGGAGAGUAAGUUCCAGUUCCCUACUUUCCUGAGGACCAUUCCCAAUGACAAGCACCAGUCUACAGCUAUGGCCCAGCUGGUACUGCACUUUGGCUGGACUUGGGUAGGCACCAUUGCUGCAGAUGAUGAUUAUGGCAAGUAUGGCAUCAAAGACUUCAAGGAGCAGGUGGAGGAAGCUGGUGUCUGCAUAUCCUUCUCUGAGACACUGCCCAAGGUGAGUUCCCCGGAGGACAUUCAGCGCAUCGUUCAAACUGUAGUCGAGGCCACAGCCAAGAUCAUCGUGGUUUUCUCAUCAGACGUGGAUCUCAGUCCACUUAUUGUUGAGCUGCUCCGGCAUAAUGUGACCAACCGCACCUGGAUUGCCAGCGAGGCCUGGGUGACCUCCGCUCUUAUCAAUCAGCCAGACGUGAGCUCGGUGCUGGGAGGUACUUUGGGCUUUGGAGUAAAAAGGGCAAACAUACCAGGCCUUCAGCACCAUCUACUGGAUUUGGACCCUUAUGAUGACCCACUUGCUGAGGAAUUCUGGGAGUUGUUGUUUCCCUGCACAUUGAACUUUAGCAAAGCAGCGAGUCAUGCCAAGCAAAUGGCUGAAGAGGUUAACGGAACACUUUCCAGACCAGUGAGGGGCAUUCCUGAAGGGCUAUGUACAGGGCGUGAGUCUCUGGCACAGCUCAAUAACACUUAUUUGGAUGUUUCCCAGUUACGAAUAACUUACAGUGUGUACAAAGCCGUGUACGCUGUGGCCCAUGCUCUGCACAACCUAGAGCACUGUGAGGCGGGAAAGGGUCCGUUCAAUGGGAAAAAAGAAUGUGCUGACAUCACCAAGUUUGAGCCGUGGCAGCUGAUGUACUACUUGAAGAAUGUGCAUUUCAAAGUACCGAACACAGAUGAAGAGCUCUACUUUGACAACGGGGAUGUAGAAGCAUUUUAUGACAUAAUUAACUGGCAGAUCAAUAGUAAUGGGGAGAUAUCCUAUAUUACUGUUGGACGCUACAAUGGCUCAGCAGCCCCAGAGGACAGGAUGACCAUAGUGAAUGACUCCAUUGUGUGGAACAAUGAAGUUUUGCAGCCUCCUAGGUCAGUGUGCAGUGAAAACUGCCAGCCUGGAACCCGGAAGGGAAUCAGACAAGGAGAGCCGGUUUGCUGCUUUGACUGUAUCCCAUGUGCUGAUGGAGAGAUAAGCAACAUGACUAAUGCUCGUGAAUGUGUCCUGUGCAGUGGAGACUACUGGUCCAAUGAGGCUCAUGAUGCAUGUUUACCAAAAAUCAUUGAGUUUCUGGCCUUUGGAGAGCCACUGGGGAUCACUCUCAUCGUCAUCUCGGCCUUUGGAGCUCUACUCACCAUUGCUGUCGGGGUGGUGUAUGUUGUGAACCUGGGCACCCCUCUGGUGAAAGCUAAUGAUGCUUUGUUGAGUUUCUCACUGCUCUUCUCGCUGGUGGUGACCUUCCUCUGCUCCAUCGUCUUUCUCGGAGAACCUCAGCACUGGAGCUGCAUGACCAGCCAAGUAGGACUGGCUCUGGGCUUUGCUCUCUGCCUUUCCUCUCUCAUGGGUAAGGCGGCUGUAUUAAUGCUGAGAGCUCAGGCUCUGAAAGCAGCCCGUGCAAGAAACAAAGCAGCUGCUAAAGCUGCAAAAGCUGCAGCUGAAGCAGCAGCCAACAGUGGAAAUCCAGAUGUCAUUGUAACCAACACAAUUCAUAACACUGAUGCUACUUGUGCUAAACCUGAAAUAGACACUCUCACAUGUGCCCACCAGAGGGCGAUAGCUUCCGUGGCAACAUUAAUACAGGCUAUAGCAUGCACAGUGUGGCUCAUCAUCCUUCCUCCACAUCCAGUCAAGAACACCUCUGCCCAGAAUAUAAAGAUCAUUCUCGAGUGUGAUGAAGGCUCUGUGGUCUUCAUUUGUUGUAUCUUUGCCUAUGACAUCCUGCUGGCUCUGCUGGCCUUCAUCUUUGCCUUCAUUGCCCGUAAACUGGAAGAUCACCUCAGUGAGGCCAAGUGUGUGACAUUUGGCAUGCUGGUCUUCUUCAUCGUUUGGAUCUCCUUUGUCCCGGCGUACCUCAGCACACGAGGAAAGUUCAUGGUUGCUGUCCAGAUUUUUGCCAUCCUGGCAUCCAGCUUCGGCCUGCUGACCUGCAUCUUCCUGCCAAAGUGUUACGUUCUUUUGAUCAAACCUGAACGCAACACAGAGGAGAUGAUGAGGCCUCGCGCCAAACUAAGUGACGGAAUCUCGACUGGGACCUCAGCCUCACUCGCUACAGCUGCUACUGAGGUCAACGCUACAAUCGCAUCCACUGCUAUUGAUGAUUAGCAGAGCAACAAAGAACUAAACAGAGCCACUAGAAUUGAAAUGUCAAAAAUGUAUGGCAGAUCGGCCACUGUUUCAUCGGGCAUCUGGACCAGCUGAAUAGGGCCUCAUGUUUAUUCAUGUGUAUUUUACAGUCAGCAAUUGUAGCCUUUAAUUCAUAAAUCAAAUAAUUUAGAUUUAUAAACUCGAUUGAUGUCAAUAUGCAAUGCGUAAAGAAAACUUCUACCUCUAUAUACAGCAUUUUAAAAAAAAGCUACUUUAGGAUGCAAUUGUAAGCAAUUUUGACUUCACUUGAUUUGUUACGA